CCAGAGCCGUGGGGAAGGGAAGGAGUGGAAAGCUCUGAGCCCAGGUCCUGCUGCCUCUGCGUGCCCUGGGGACGCCUCAGCAGGAGGAUGAGCUCCUGUCCGUGCUGGAUUCCUGCUGCCACCUCGCUCGGCACCUCGGUGCUCUGCGCUCUCCUCUUGCUGGCCUUUUACAUCAUGCUCAGCAGGAAAAUUGCCCAGCAUUCCUGUGGGAUGCAGGUGAGGAACAGCCCUGGGGUCCAUCCCAGCCCUCAGCCCACCCCAGCUCCAGCCUCGGCACCGGGAGGGGACACGGCACAAAAACCCGGGGCACAAAAACCUGGGGCACAAACCCCAGCAGCAGCCUAUGCAGGGAGCAGUGACACGUCUUCAGAAACCUCGGAGGAGUCGGACAGCCCUUCCUGCCCUCAGGGCCCUGGCUUGGAGGAAAACAUCCAUUACACAUCCCUGGUGUUCCCAGGGAAAGGCCACGAGCCGGGCUCUGCCCAGGACUACGAGAACGUGAAGACUGGCAUGGAUUACGUCAAUGUGGACCCAAAGAGGAAGAAAAUUCAUUUCUGGCCCUUCUCCAGCAGCACCAGGGCAUCCAAGGGUGUGGAGUACACCGAGGUGAAGCUGUGACACUGACGUGGGGCUGUGACACUGACGUGGGGCUGUCACACCAGGGUGAAGCUGUCACACCAGGGUGCUGCUGCUCAGAGGUGCCCAGAGCCCCCAGCAGCUGCACAGCUGGCACUGUCCCCUUCCCCUGGGCACUGCCUGGCACGGGCAGCACCACUUGUCCCCCCCCGACCCGCAGGCACAGUUUCCUUGGCUUGUCCUUAAAGGCAGCUCUGUUCCCCGGGGCUGCAGGGUGGGGCAGGUUCCUCCAGCCCGGCUGCGAUCAGCUCUCCCCUUCUGUGUCCCGGCUCUUCACCCUCGUUUACUGAAAGCAAAAGAAACAUUCCCCCCUCUCCUCUCACCGUGGGCACUUCAGGGAGUGAUCCCCAAAAUCCCCGCUGAGCUGGCUGGCAGCUCCUCUCAGUGGUGGGGCUUUGCUCAUCAGCCUCAUAAAAUCCUUGUAAAUGCAGAUUUUCCACUGGCUUUCCCCUCACCUUUUGCUUUCCCUGCUUUGUCCCCGCUCCAGGUGCUGGGGUCGGUCUCUCCCCACCUGGGCCCUGUCCCUGCUCCUCACUCUGCAUUUUGUCACUUCAGAAUUUUCCAGAAAUAAACUUCCAAAGUGCCUGGGAACGGGAAUGGUGCCCCAGUGGGAGCUGUGUAAGGGGAUGGAGCUGCUGCCUCCCAGCACAGCCCCCCUUCCUCCCCAAGUGUGUUUUAAACGGGCUCAGCAGCGCUGUGAUUUAAUGCAAGGUUGGAGACGAUUGAUUUGGGAUUGAUCAGUGGCAGGGAGAGCCAGGCACUCCUGGUUUCAUGACCUUGUGGUGCAGAUCUGCCCCAACUCGAAGGGCACGUGAAGGAAAACAUCCCAAAAACCCCAACAAUUCCUGGGCAAUGCUGGAAAAACCCAGGAGAGAUAUGAUUAUGAAGCUGGAGCUGAGGCCAAAACCAG
Messenger RNA from Ficedula albicollis (Collared flycatcher), 1546 nucleotides. RefSeq names its product chromosome 26 open reading frame, human C1orf186 (gene RHEX). The transcript is spliced from 6 exons. The coding region runs from base 88 to 618 and encodes 176 amino acids. The record is from RefSeq and is a predicted model, not a curated record. NCBI's taxonomy places the organism in Eukaryota, Metazoa, Chordata, Aves, Passeriformes, Muscicapidae.